This is a messenger RNA of Rangifer tarandus platyrhynchus (Svalbard reindeer), 5061 nucleotides long. Lineage: Eukaryota; Metazoa; Chordata; Mammalia; Artiodactyla; Cervidae. The record is from the annotation of a GenBank genome assembly.
AUGGCAUUGGUAAGGCGUUCUUUCAGGUGCAACAAGCUCUUGGCCACAGAUUCCUGGUCACUCAUACUUAUUCUCUUUUCUGUACAAUAUGCAUAUGGGGGUGGAAAGAAGUUUAUCGGUCUCUGUGGAGGAAGAGAUUGCUCUCUUUGCCAGUGCUUUCCUGAAAAGGGAUCUCAGGGUCAACCGGGACCACCAGGGCCACAGGGUCCUAUUGGACCCCUGGGACCCCCAGGACCCAUUGGGAUCCCAGGAGAGAAAGGGAUGAAAGGUGACAGUGGCCGUCCUGGAGCAGCAGGUGACAAAGGUGACAAGGGUCCAACUGGAGUUCCUGGAUUUCCAGGUCUGGAUGGGAUACCUGGACACCCAGGGCCUCCUGGAUCCCGAGGCAGACCGGGCAUAGAUGGCUACAAUGGCUCAAGAGGUGAUCCAGGGAUGCCAGGAGAAAGAGGAGCUCUUGGCCCACGAGGCCCCCCAGGCCUUCCUGGAGAAAAAGGAGAAAAAGGAAAUUCAAUGUUCAUUUUAGGUGCCACUAAAGGUAUGCAGGGCGACAGAGGGGACCCAGGACCUCCCGGCUCACCAGGAUCAAGGGGAGUGAGAGGCCCAGCAGGCCCAGUGGGGUAUCCGGGAGAACCUGGGUUAGCAGGACCUCCAGGCCCCGCUGGGAGUCCAGGCUUGAAGGGUGAUCCUGGCUUGGGAGUAAAGGGACAGAUGGGAGACCCGGGUGAGGUUGGCCAGCAAGGUUCUCCGGGACCCACUCUGUUGGUGCAGCCACCAGAUUCUGGUCUCUAUAAAGGAGAAAAGGGUAUUAAAGGAAUGCCUGGAAUGACUGGAACUCCCGGACCACCAGGACCCAAGGGAGAACCUGGUAUUGGGAGAAAAGGAGAGAAAGGGAUUCCUGGGUUUCCAGGACCUCGGGGGGACCCUGGUUCCUAUGGAUCUCCAGGUUUUCCAGGAUUAAAGGGGAAACCAGGACUAUUUGGAGAUCCUGGGUCAUUUGGAUUUCUUGGCCCAAAGGGAGAUCCUGGAGACCGUGGGCACCCAGGACCACCAGGGGUUUUGGUAACUCCAUCUCUUCCACUCAAAGGCCCUCCAGGGGAUCCAGGGCGCCCCGGCCGCUAUGGAGAAACAGGGGCUGUUGGACCACGUGGUCCUCCUGGUGCCCCAGGAAGACCAGGGGAAGCCUGUGCAGGCAUGACAGGACCUCCUGGGCCACGAGGGUUUCCUGGUUACCCAGGAUUUCCAGGGGCAGCUGGUGUUCCUGGAAGAGCUGAUUCUGCUCCAGGAAAACCAGGCAACCAGGGACCAACUGGGCUGCCUGGAGUGCCAGGACUGCCGGGACCUCCAGGAUCAGAUGUUGUAUAUUGUACUCUGGGGCAACCUGGACCACAAGGAAUAAAAGGCAAAGUGGGUCCUCCAGGAAGACGAGGCUUCAAAGGAGAAAAAGGCAACUCAGGGCUCUGUGCCUGCCAGCCUGGUCCCAUGGGCCCACCAGGCCCUCCAGGGCCUCCUGGGAGGCAAGGAAGUAAGGGAGACUUGGGGCUCCCUGGGUGGCUUGGAGAAAAAGGUUCCCCAGGCCCUCCUGGUGCCAAAGGAUCUCCAGGGCCACCGGGAAAACCUGGUGCCUCAGGACUGCCUGGAAGCAAAGGAGAAAAAGGUGACAUGGUUGUAUCAAGAGUGAAAGGACACAAAGGAGAAAGAGGGCCUGAUGGGCCCCCUGGACUUCCAGGGCAGCAGGGACAACACGGUCGAGAUGGAUAUGCUGGAGAAAAGGGGGAUACAGGGCCGCCUGGUGAUCACGAAGAUGCAGCCCCAGGUGAUAAAGGGCCUCCUGGACCGCCGGGCCCCCCUGGCAGAGCAGGACCUAGGGGGCCCCCAGGCCUGGGAUUUCCUGGCUCUCCAGGAGAGAGAGGGCAACCAGGAGCUCCAGGCUACCCAGGCAACAGGGGUCCUGAUGGUCGGAAGGGUCAGAAAGGUGACACAAUUCCUUGUAACGUAACAUACCCUGGGAGGCCAGGCCCUCCAGGUUUUGAUGGUCCUCCAGGUCCAAAGGGACUUCCAGGUCAUCGGGGUGCUUCUGGGCUGAGGUGUUUGGAUGGGCAAAAGGGUCAACGUGGCAAACCAGGACUCUCAGAAAGACCUGGACCAUCUGGUUUCCGUGGUGAUACAGGAGAACCAGGUUUGGGAGGUGAAAAGGGGUCCUCCCCUCUUGGGCCCCCAGGCGCUCCAGGUUCACCUGGAGUGAAUGGUCAGAAAGGACCCCCAGGAGAUCCUGCUAUCGGCUACCCAGGACUCCCGGGAAAGAGUGGUCUUCCAGGAGCACCAGGGUCCAAAGGACUCAGAGGCGAUGUCGGGCAUCCAGGGACCACAGGGCCAGCUGGCAUGCCCGGAUUUCCAGGUCUCCAAGGUCCCAAAGGCCGAGAGGGAAAUGCUGGGUUUCCAGGGAUCCCAGGCCCACCUGGUCACUCCUGUGAAAGAGGUGCUCCAGGGAUCCCAGGGCAACCAGGGCUCCCCGGGGCUCCAGGCAGUCCAGGUGCCCCAGGAUGGAAAGGACAGCGAGGGGACAUGGGGCCUCUGGGACCUGCUGGAAUGAAGGGCCUCCCUGGAGUCCCGGGAUGGCCAGGCGCAGAUGGAACCCCAGGUCUUCCAGGGCUCCCAGGCCCCACUGGAGAUGAUGGGCUACCUGGUCUUCCAGGUCCAAAGGGACCCCAGGGGCUGCCUGGCUUCCUGGGAUUUCCGGGAGAGAGAGGAAAACCUGGUCAGGAUGGACACCCUGGCAGAAAGGGAGAACAUGGAGAGAAGGGUUGGCCUGGCUUCCCGGGAGACCGAGGACUGAAAGGUGGCAAAGGAGCAAGAGGACCCCCGGGAUAUGAAGGAGAAAUGGAUAUUAUUUCCAAGAAGGGGGAAACUGGAGAACCUGGACCUUCUGGGGAUGGUGGAUUCCCCGGAGAAAAUGGUGAUAAAGGUCAUCCUGGGAUGCAAGGAAGGAGAGGAGAGCCAGGAAGCUAUGGACCACCUGGAUUUUACCCUGGGGAGCCCGGGAGAAAUGGGCAACCAGGGCUGCCUGGACCCCCAGGCCCUCCAGGCUCACCUGGGCUGAGAGGGGUCGUUGGCUUUCCAGGAUUUUCGGGUGACCAGGGUGAGCCAGGUUCUCCAGGGUGCCCGGGACCUUCAGGAAUUGAUGGUACAAGAGGACCUAAAGGGUACAAAGGGGAAUCUGCAAGUCAGUUUGGCCUACCUGGUCCAAAGGGUGAGCCAGGUAGCCCCGGAUAUCCAGGGCGUUUGGGAGCAUCUGGAGAGCAGGGCUUGCCUGGUGCUCAAGGUCCUGGAGGACCACCCGGAAGGCCAGGACCUCCUGGCUUCUCUGGAACAACAGGAUGUCCAGGUAAUCCAGGGGGGCCUGGGCUGCAGGGACCUCCAGGAGAAGUGGGGGAUCCUGGACCAAGAGGCAUCCUGGGGGACCCAGGGGCACCAGGUCUUCCAGGAAUAAAAGGUCCCUCGGGGUCACCCGGCCUGAACGGCUUGCAUGGUUUGAGGGGUCCGAAAGGCAGCAAAGGCACUUCAGGUUCGCAUGAAAUGGGCCCCCAGGGUCCAGUGGGAAUGCCCGGCCCUAAAGGGGAGACAGGAGACCCCGGGAACCCAGGAAUUUCUCCUCUGGGACUUUCUGGAGAAAGAGGUCCGCCAGGUCCCCCAGGACCCCCAGGGAGAGCUGGACUGCCUGGUCCCCCAGGUGCCCCAGGAAAAGCUCUUAAGGGUGACAUUCCAGACCCAGGUCUGCCUGGAGAUCAGGGACCUCCUGGCCCCGAUGGUCUAAGAGGAAUACCCGGGCCUCCAGGGCCACCUGGGAGUGUUGACCUUCUGAAAGGGGAGCCAGGAGACUGUGGUCUGCCGGGGCCUCCAGGUCUCCCGGGCCCACCAGGCCCUCCCGGACACAAAGGCUUCCCAGGAUGUGAUGGAAAACAUGGCCAGAAAGGACCAAUGGGAUUCCCGGGGCCACAGGGGCCACCUGGAAGUCCUGGGCCACCUGGAGACAAAGGUUUUCCUGGAGCUCCAGGCAGACGAGGGCCUUUGGGUCCCCCGGGUGAGCCUGGGCCCCCAGCAGACUUGGAUGCCUGCCCCCGAAUCCCAGGGCUUCCUGGGAUACCAGGCCCUAGAGGACCGGAAGGAGCCAUGGGGAUUCCUGGCAUGAGAGGCCCACCAGGACCAGGGUGCAAAGGAGAGCCCGGGCUGGAUGGCAGGAGGGGUGAGGAUGGCCUCCCAGGGUCCCCUGGGCCUCCGGGUCAUAAAGGUGACAUGGGAGAAGCAGGCUGUCCAGGAGCACCAGGCCCUCCUGGGCCCGUGGGGGAUCCUGGGCCCAUAGGGUUUGGCCCUGGAUACCUCAGUGGCUUCCUCCUGGUUCUCCACAGUCAGACCGAUGGAGAACCCACCUGCCCCACGGGCAUGCCCAGGCUCUGGACUGGGUAUAGUCUGCUAUACCUGGAAGGACAGGAGAAAGCUCACAAUCAAGACCUAGGUCUGGCGGGCUCCUGCCUCCCCAUCUUUAGCACGCUGCCCUUCGCCUACUGCAACAUCCACCAGGUGUGCCACUAUGCCCGGAGGAACGACAGGUCCUACUGGCUGGCGAGCACCGCGCCUCUGCCCAUGAAGCCGCUCUCGGAGGACGAGAUCCGCCCGUACAUCAGCCGCUGCGCCGUGUGCGAGGCCCCCGCCCAGGCCGUGGCGGUGCACAGCCAAGACCAGUCCAUCCCCCCGUGCCCGCGGGCCUGGAGGAGCCUCUGGAUCGGGUACUCCUUCCUCAUGCACACAGGCGCUGGGGACCAAGGAGGCGGGCAGGCCCUCAUGUCCCCAGGCAGCUGCCUAGAGGAUUUCAGAGCUGCACCAUUCCUGGAAUGCCAAGGCCGGCAGGGAACUUGCCACUUUUUUGCCAACAAGUAUAGUUUCUGGCUGACAACGGUGAGACCUGACUUGCAGUUUUCCUCUGCACCAUUACCGGACACCUUGAAAGAAAGCCAUGCUCAACGCCAGAAAAUCAGCAGGUGCCAGGUCUGUGUGAAGCAUAGCUAA